AUGGCUCCCGAUCUGAACUCGGUGCCUCCCUCCCCACACCCAAAUGUUACGAGCCAUCCGUCCUCCAGCACUCAACCAGCGUCCGGCUCGCUGUCCCGCCAAAACUCCACGCCAGCCUCAAGACGAGCAUCGCAAAUCUACCCCAUGAGCCCUCCGCCACUACCUCUGGCUUCACCUGGUGGUACGAUCCCGCCCAUAGCACACUCUGGGUCCCAGCACAACCUUGCCUUUCCCCCUCUCAGUCCAAACAUGAGUGGCCACAUGGCAAGCGCGGACUCGGCAGGCGUACCUAUGCGGCACCCGCGCCCCAUGACGCCCGCAGAAUUGCAUCUCGAGCUGGAGAAGGAGCAAGAAGCGGUCGUCAACAGACUCACCCGCGAACUAUCUGCGCUGCGAGCUCACUCUGCUUCUGUAGCAUCUACUGCCUCUAGCACUGCAGAGUCGUCGGUAACACACGCCGAGUCGCUAACGGGCCCUACACAUCCCACUUCCUCGCGCCGUCACCGUAGUUCCUCAAGCGUGUCCCGUAAUGGACCCCCUGCCGGCUUUCCGCAUCGCUACUCGGUGUCGUCACAGCCGGCUGGGGGUGAUGCGAGGGAUCAUCGGAGCCCGAGUGUGGUGAGUACACCGAGAUAUGAGGAGGUUGCGCUACAUAAGGCGGAGUUGGAGGAAGCCAGGAAGGAGAAUGAGGCGUUGAAGCAGAGAAUCAGGGAUUUGGAGAGGAUGAUUAGGGGGAACGAGAGUGAUGGACAGAGGGGGAGGAGCGGGCAGCCGGCGCAGGGUGCUGGGGCUUGA
This is a messenger RNA of Plenodomus lingam JN3, 795 nucleotides long. RefSeq lists its product as uncharacterized. NCBI's taxonomy places the organism in Eukaryota, Fungi, Ascomycota, Dothideomycetes, Pleosporales, Leptosphaeriaceae. The record is from RefSeq and is a predicted model, not a curated record.